Messenger RNA from Macadamia integrifolia, 2088 nucleotides. RefSeq names its product putative F-box/FBD/LRR-repeat protein At1g78760. The transcript has 5 exons. The record is from RefSeq and is a predicted model, not a curated record. Bases 338 to 1690 code for a protein of 450 amino acids. Gene Ontology annotation, molecular function: protein binding. Lineage: Eukaryota; Viridiplantae; Streptophyta; Magnoliopsida; Proteales; Proteaceae.
CAAAAAAAAAAAAAAAAAAGCAUUGUUGCGUUACAGGGUUACAGCUCAUGGCGUCCACCGUUGGCAUCAAAUUUUUUUUUCCCUUUUUGGUUUAAGUCAAUUAAUAAUAUCUUUGUUCCUCUCUUGCUUUUGGCUUUAUCGUUUCAAAGAGCAACCCCUCCGAAGAAACAAAAUCAAAUUUAAUUAUGUAAAUAAGCUGUGAGAAACUUACGAAGCUUUUGGUUGCCGGAUUGGUCGCUCGACUCUCACUUUCCUUUCAGCUUCCAAUUGAAGAAACAUCAAUCAGGUCUUCAUCUGUUUGAAAGAAACUAACAAAUCCAUAGAAGCAGCAUUGCAAAUGAGUGAGUGUUAUGAUCGAAUUAGCGAUUUACCGGACUCUGUUAUUCAUCACAUCCUUUCCUUCCUUCCAAUUAAAGAUGUUAUAAGAACCAGUUUUUUAUCAAGUAGGUGGAGAUACCUUUGGGCUUCUGUCCCAAGUCUAUAUUUUGAUGGAUUUGUAUUCUCUCCAAAGACCAAAUUUGUUAAAUUUGUGGACUCAGUGCUGCUUCGCCGAAACGGUUGGGGGAUACAGAAAUUUUGCCUCAGAUUCAGUGAUUACUAUUGUGAUACGUCUCAUGCCUAUACAUGGAUUUCUACUGCAGUGAGCCACAAUGUUCAGGAGCUCAGCGUCUACUAUUAUCCGAGAGAGCAUUUUGCACUUCCCAUUUGCCUUUUUGAGCUUCCGAUUUGCCUUUUUAGGUGCAAAUCCUUAAGGGUUUUGAAGUUGAACUUGUAUGAGUCUAUCCUCAACCUUCCUCCUUCCAUACAUUUGCCUUUCCUCAAUACCCUGCAUCUUAUUUCUGUUACAUUUUCAGACAACAAUCUGACCCGGAAACUCUUCUCUAACUGUCCGGUGCUUAAGGAAGUUAUUCUUGAAGAUUGUGCAGUUCGGGAUCUUUCAGUUCUUCACAUUUCAUCUCUAUCCAUUGAGAGAUUGACUAUAGAUGGUCUUCCAAGGGAUGUGGUAUUGUGUAGUGCUUCAUUUGACCAUGAAAUUAAGAUUUGUGCACCAAGGCUAUUGUCAAUUAAAUACAUAAACUAUAAGGGCCAAAACAUUUGUUUAGAGAAGGCAACAUCACUAGUUGAUGCAGCUAUAUACUUGAACAAUGAAUGGGAUGACAGAAACCAAAUAUGUUGCCGUCGUGUGAUUAAUUUUCUCAGAGAUCUUUCUAACGCAAAAGUUCUAAUGGUAUCUUCACAGAGAGCUCAGCUUCUCUCUGCGGCUUCCAAUAUAUUAGGAUCAUUUCCUAAAUUCUUCCAUCUAAACCAUUUGAAGUUGGCAGUUGCUGUUACAAGUGACAAUAUUCGACUAAUAACUCGUUUUCUCAACAGUGCACCGGACCUAGAGUUCCUUACUAUAGACAUUGUUCGUCUGCGCUGGUCCAACAGGGAAGAGGAUUCUGAACCGCAAAAUGCACCUUUUGCAUGUGUUAUUAAUCACCUCAAGGAUAUCAAGAUAACAGGCUUUGGGGGAACCAAGGAUGAACUUGUGCUAGUUAAGUGUUUGCUUGAGAAUGCAACAGUCCUUGAGAGGAUGACUAUAGUGCCCUCCAAGCAGUUAUUGAAAAACUCUGAGCUGAGAAUGAAGAUAAGCCAGGAGAUACAGAUGUAUCCAAGUGCCUCAACAAGUAGUGUUAUUAUGUUCUCUUAGAAAUUUUGGUUAGGUAAUACGGAGCUACACACACGAUCUAGUCCAGUUAAAACCAAAGUUGUUUUAUUGGAUUGGCAUUCUGAGGCAAAGUCGGCAUUUCUCACUUUUGAUUUGAGGACUCGAGAUGAAAAUGAAGACUGACGACUGGACAUCCAUGAGUAGUCCUUCUUCAAAGUCACAAUGAUUAAGGAGAUGGUGCCCAAGGAUCUAUAAGUCCUCACGUUGGGCUAUCCACUUUCGAUGUGGAAUUAUUACUUCCGUCAUCCAAGUGGAACUCUAAAAAUCACCACCUCCAUGUGGGAGCUUGAAAUUGUCUCCUACAUAAUCACAAUUAUGCCUCUCAUACAUGUAAUGGAUCUAAACCAAUUCCAAUUGCAAAUACAAGUUCAAUUAUAUUA